GGAAGUUGCUGCACAUCGUGCUAACGAGAGACUGUGGCUAAACAACAGCCAACAUGGAAAUAACGAAAUAGCUGGUUAACUGUGAUGGUUACCUCUCACUGUUCAUCCGCUGUGGGCUAGGCUAAGUGAGCGUGUGGUAUGGACUCCUGCUGAUCAUCCCAGGUCUUGAACAUGAGGUGAAGAUGACCGAGAAUGGAGAAGACAGCCGUCCCGGUCAGGCGUCUGGGACUCUUCAAGGAAGAGUUUCUGGUAAAGUUGAUCAACCAGUUGUUAGUGACAGCAGGCCAUUCAAAGGCCCAUUAGCAGACCCCAAAAACUACAAGGAUCUCAACGAUGCUCUCAGAUCCCCCCAUGUUUCCGGAGACUCAGAGGGCAAAAUCAGUCCUUACCAGCCUAGCCCGCCAUCAUUACCUCGGCUGUCAAAGAUGGGGAAGAAUAGUUCAAUGGAUGAAUCUGUGAGAUGCAGGAGGCUAAGAAACAGCCAGGAGAGUUUGAGCGACCCGACUGAGACCGGCUCUUCUACAGACUCCCUUAAGGAGAACGGUGGAAUUCCGACAACAGGUGGGUUCAAUCUCAGCAGUGCUGCAACCUUCAGGAAUAGCCAGGACUCCUCUGUGGGACCCCUCACUGCUCCCCCCACAGGGUCUCCUGCCUCCCGAAGCAGAGGUCACAGUCUCUCUGAGUGCGAAUGGAGGCCUGACCAGCAGCACACCAACCACCCUGAACAGCGGGCGAGGUCCUCCAAGGUACGGCUGUCCCCUGUGCAACCCUCAGGGCCGCUGCCUGCGCUGGAUAAAAAAUUUGCAUCAGCCACCUUAAGGGCAGCUAAUCGGAUUGACAGGGAUUGUGUGGAUUAUGGGAGAUGGGCCAGAGGUGGCAAUGGGGAGAGGCUGCACAGGAACCUGAGCGACAGCCAGCUCCUGGAAAACAUGGUGUUGGACAGCACCUCCGUCAACUCUAUGAAGUCCACGUUCAGCGUACUCAACCCCAUCAGACCCCAGGAUGUGAGAAACAGGAGCUUUCUGGAGGGCAGUGUACUGGGAAACGGGGCUCUACUGGGUGCUGAAGAACUGGACCGCUACUUCCCUGACAGAAGGGUGGGCAUCUACAUAGCCACCUGGAACAUGCAGGGGGAGAAGGUGAUUCCAACUAACUUAGAUGAUCUACUACUUCCAACGGACUCGGAAUUUGCUCAAGACUUUUACAUUAUCGGCGUCCAGGAGGGCUGUCCUGACAGGAGGGAGUGGGAGAUACGUCUCCAGGAGACUCUUGGCCCAUACUAUGUCAUGCUAUAUGCAGCGUGUCACGGCGUUCUGUAUCUUGCCGUCUUCGUCAGAAGGGACCUUAUAUGGUUCUGCUCAGAGGUGGAGCAUGCCACAGUCACAACCAGGAUAAUCUCCCAGAUAAAGACCAAAGGGGCUGUGGGAAUUGGCUUUACCUUUUUUGGCACUUCCUUCCUCUUCAUCACAUCCCACUUUACCUCUGGUGAUGCCAAAAUUUAUGAGAGGAUUCUAGAUUACAACAAGAUCAUUGAAGCCCUGGCUCUACCCAAAGGCCUUCCUGACACCAACCCUUACCGCUCCACAGCCUCUGAUGUCACCACGAGGUUUGAUGAGGUUUUCUGGUUUGGGGACUUCAACUUCCGGCUGAGUAGAGGCCGGCAGGGCGUGGAGACCAUCAUGAAGCAGACUGUAGGUGACGAUAUGAGCCCCCUACUGCAACAUGACCAGCUUUCCAAGGAGAUGAAGGAUGGUUCAAUCUUCAAAGGUUUCCAGGAGGCACCCAUUCAUUUCUUCCCUACGUACAAGUUUGACCUCGGCUGCGAUAUCUACGACACUACUUCCAAGCAGAGGACCCCUUCAUACACAGACAGGAUCCUGUUCAGAAACCGGCAGGUUGAUGACAUCAGGGUGGUCAAGUACACCAGCUGUCCCUCCAUCAAGUCCUCCGACCACCGGCCGGUCAUCGGUGUGUUCCAGGUCAAGCUGAGGCCCGGGAGGGACAAUAUUCCGCUUGGCGCGGGGCAAUUUGACCGCACCCUGUACCUGGAGGGCAUCAAGAGGAGGAUCAGCAGGGAGCUGAAGAGGAGGGAGGCCAUGAAGAACCAAAGCAGCAGCAGCACCAUCUGCUCCGUCUCUUGA
Molecule: messenger RNA, 2141 nt
Organism: Lampris incognitus (smalleye Pacific opah)
Lineage: Eukaryota; Metazoa; Chordata; Actinopteri; Lampriformes; Lampridae
Gene: inpp5e
Product: inositol polyphosphate-5-phosphatase E
Exons: 11
Coding region: 183-2141 (652 amino acids)
Biological process (GO): phosphatidylinositol dephosphorylation
Molecular function (GO): inositol-polyphosphate 5-phosphatase activity
Source: RefSeq, a predicted model, not a curated record